Messenger RNA from Galendromus occidentalis (western predatory mite), 4162 nucleotides. Its product is annotated as NPC intracellular cholesterol transporter 1. The transcript has a single exon. The coding region runs from base 350 to 4057 and encodes 1235 amino acids. Gene Ontology annotation, molecular function: lipid carrier activity; cholesterol binding. NCBI's taxonomy places the organism in Eukaryota, Metazoa, Arthropoda, Arachnida, Mesostigmata, Phytoseiidae. Gene Ontology annotation, cellular component: plasma membrane. The record is from RefSeq and is a predicted model, not a curated record. Gene Ontology annotation, biological process: cholesterol homeostasis; sterol transport; intestinal cholesterol absorption.
ACAUGUUGACGUCCUGCCACAGCAGGACUGUUUCGCGGAACGAUCUGUUUGUGAGCGUUGACGCCACCGUGAAAAUGUAGGAGGAGCACCUGUCGUUGCGUCGAAACCCAGAGCUGCAAACUAAAGCGAGCACAGCCGAGGACAGGCUGCUGUAGAUUCCUGAACUUUUAGAACGACUGGCGCUCCUGUCGCGGCUUAGAAUACGCCGCAUGACGAAUCGCCAGUUACGAUUAUCUCGCAGCCUCGUCUCCGCACUCUCAUCUCGAGCGAUGCUUCGAUUGAGCUGAUCGAAAUUCAGUGCGAUGCUCCCGUCGUUGUCUAUCCGUCGCUGAGGAAACCAAACACAGCCAUGAGGCUUGUACUUGGAUCUCUCACACUCGCUCUUGUCGCUGGGACUACGUUUACCGCCGAGGGACCGUGUGUUUUCAAAGGACAAUGUGGGACAGGGGGCUCACUGGACUUAGGGGUGCCCUGUGCGAUCGAGGGAGAAGCUACACGAACGAACACGCUCAACCGAACCGCCUACGAUCAAUUGGUUUCGUUAUGCCCGGACUUCGAUCGUCCCAACGGAGAGUUCUGUUGCGACGACUCGCAAGUCGGCUUGCUCGUCCAGCAGUUCUCGAACAUGGCCCUGUUCCUGAAGCAAUGUCCGUCCUGUAAUUUCAACAUGGCGAGAAUUUUCUGCCACAUGACUUGUUCUCCGCGCCAGACGGACUUCAUUGAGGUGACAGCGAAGGAAAACGCCACAGAAAAAUCACCCUACGGAACGAAGAAAGUCGGCAGGAUCUCCUACUACCUAAGUGAAGACUACAUCGAUCGGACUUACGCUUCGUGCGCCGAAGUACGGAACCCUCAGACCGGCUUGGCGUUGAAGAUGUUCUGUGGAUCCUACACAUGCUCACCGAAAAACCUCCUGCUCGCAGUGGGGACGGGCGGUUUCUCCCCGUUCCCGAUGGAAUUCGAGUACACGGCUCCCGAGGGGCACGUUCUAUUCGAUCACAACACCACGAAAUGUAGUCAAGCCCCAUUCCCGGGCGAGUCGCCUUGUGCUUGUGCCGACUGCGUCGACGUCUGUCCCCCCUAUGUGGUUCCGGAUGACGAGGUUCCCUUCCGCAUCUUCGGUCAAGACGGAUACUUCGUGUUGACUAUUUCCCUCCUGAGUGUAGUCCUCGCUGGCCUCGCACUUUUCUGGAUUUGCAAAUACAGUCUUGGAUUUUGCGACGCUCUGGAUCGGGACGAGACCAAUCUCCUCUCGAGCGAAAGCUUGCAAGUGGGAGCCAAAGCCCCGUCGGCAAUGAGACGAGGUUUCGAGCGCUUGGGGUUUUUGUGCGCCUCGCGUCCAUGGACUACGAUCGCCGUCGGGGCCAUCUUCUGUUCCCUGUUCUCGCUCGGAAAUCUCAAUUUCCAAGUCGUCACCGAUCCCGUGCAACUGUGGUCCGCGCCGACGAGUGAAGCCAGAACUCAGCGCGAGUAUUACGGAAAUAACUUGGCACCCUUCUACAGGAUUGAACAGGUAAUUAUUGUGAACAAAGGUGGGAAGCCUUUCGUCUACGAAAGUAACAGGACCCAACAGUCCUACGAGUUCAGCCCGGUCUUCCGCUCUGACUUCCUGGCGGACCUUCUGGACCUGCAGGAGAAGAUCACCAACUUGAAGGGCACCUACAAUAACGGGACUGCGAACGAGGAAGUCGACUUGCAGAGUAUCUGUUUCUCCCCUCUCGACAAAAAGUGCGCUAUACAAUCCGUACCGAACUGGUUUCAAAACAACAUAUCGAUCAUCAGAGAAAACCCGGAAAAAUAUCUCGACCACAUCGUCGACUGUGUCAACUCCCCGACCCUGGUCCCAGGUCAGGAUGACCUGCUCAACAUCGGAUGUUUGGGCGAAUACGGGGGCCCUAGCUUCUACUACGCGGCAUUGGGAGGAUACGAUGAAGACAAGCCCCUCCUGGCGCCGGCAGUCGUUCUCACCUUCCUCGUGAACAACCAUGCCAAAGCAGAAGACAACGAACGAGCUGUGGCCUGGGAGCAAGAAUUCAUUCGAUUCAUGAAGAAUUUCACCCACCCCAACAUGACCGUGGCUUUCAUGGGGGAGAGCUCGAUAACGUCCGAACUGGAUGUGGAGAGCCGUUCGGAUGUCUCAACAAUCGCCGUCAGCUACCUGUUGAUGUUCCUCUACGUCGCGGUGGUCCUGGGUCGGUACAAGUCGGUCGCGACGGUCCUCCUGCACAGCCAAAUCGUUCUCGGAGCGAUGGGAGUUUUCCUCGUUCUCGUCUCGGUCGUUUCCAGCGUGGGCAUCUAUAGCUUGAUGGGCAUCCCUUCGACGUUGAUAAUUUUCGAGGUUGUGCCCUUCCUCGUGCUUGCCAUCGGAGUGGACAACAUUUUCAUUCUCGUGCAAGCCUACCAACGAUCAAGCCGGCUCGACGGCGAGUCUCUCGAAGAACACGUCGCGAGAAUUGUGGGACUUGUGGGGCCCUCGCUGCUCUUGGCCAGCGCCUCAGAGGUCACUUGCUUCUUCUUGGGCGCCUUGACGAGUAUGCCAGCCGUCAGGACGUUCGCUCUCUAUGCCGCACUGGCUCUUCUCAUCGAUGUCUUGCUCCAGAUCACAGUUUUCGUUUCCAUGUUGACACUCGACAUCCGGCGGCAGGAGUCGGGGCGGUUCGAUCUAUUGUGCUGUAUGAAAUCAAACUCCGACGAUACGGAGGCGUUCGAAGAUUCAACGCUCUUCAACUUCAUGAAGAAUGUCUAUUCGCCCCUCUUGAGGAAAGAUUAUUAUCGAUUCGCGAUUUUGGUGACUUUCCUCUGUUACCUCGGGUUUUCGCUCAGCGUCAUACCACACCUCGACGUUGGUCUGGACCAGGAAAUUUCGAUGCCCCGAGACUCGUACCUCCAGGAUUAUUUCAGGUCUCUGAAGGAAUAUCUCCGAGUGGGACCGCCCGCCUACUUCGUCAUCCACGACAAGUACAACUACAGUGACGCGAACAAUCAGAACUUGAUCGGCACCUUCGAGGGCGCUGCGAACGAUUCCCUAGUCAAUCAGCUGAUCCAAGCCUCGCGAACGAAGGAAAAAACUUUCAUUGCCGCGCCGGCCAUGUCCUGGAUCGACGACUACUUUGCAUGGAGCCAAGAAUGCUGCUUCGAGAACAACAAGACGCACGAGCGGUGCCCAGCCGAGAAUAUCAGUCAUGGAUGUCUAAAGUGUACUGGGGAUUCCGAUCGACCCCCGAGCAUGACUUCUCACAUCAAGGAUUUCCUCCACGAUAUACCUGAUGUCAAGUGCGGUAAGGGCGGUCACGCGGCCUACAGCCAAGCGAUCCAGCUGGUCCCGAACGCGAAGAAUCUCGGUGGUGUCGAGAUAGGAGCGACGAGUUUCAUGACCUACCAUUCCAUCCUGAAGAAUAGUACGGACUUCAUCAACGCGCUACGAAUGGGGCGAUACGUUGCGGAGAAGAUCGAGAAGAGACUCAAAGAAAGCUACAAAGGGAACAAAGACGACGCGGAAGUUUUCCCCUAUUCGAUCUUCUACGUUUUCUACGAACAGUACCUGACUAUCUGGAGCGACGUUGCGAAACAUCUCCUCAUUUCCUUCACGGGAGUUCUUCUCAUAACUUUCUUAUUGAUGAAGUUCAAAGUUUUCCCCACGAUCGCUAUCGGUCUGACCAUUUCAAUGAUCGUUAGCGACCUGAUGGGCGUCAUGUACAUGGCGAACGUAUCGCUGAACGCCAUUUCACUCGUUAAUCUCGUCAUGUGCGUUGGUAUCUCUGUGGAGUUUUGCUCCCACAUCGUUAAAGCUUUCAUCGAAGACGACGAGUCGUGUCCAAUCGAGCGAGCCAUAAAUGCCGUAGCCCAUACAGGAUCGUCGGUCUUGAGCGGCAUCACGUUCACGAAAUUCAUCGGAGUUGUUGUUCUGUUCUUUGCCAAGAGUCAGCUUUUUGUGAUCUUUUAUUUCCGAAUGUACCUAGCCAUUGUUCUUCUCGGCUCCUUCCACGGUCUGGUGUUCCUCCCAGUUUUCCUAGCGACGUUCGGAAGCCCUAAGUCAACGGGAAGGAAUAGCAAUUGAUGGCAGCAACCGAUGCCAUCAUGACAUACGCUCUAUUGAAUUAUUCAUGUGUUUUGCAACGACUCAUAUAAAGUUGAAUGAUAUAAAUGGAUAUAUUGUACGUUU